AUGGCCGAAGAAAGAAACGACGGAAACACGCCUCCUGAAUUUCUCAACCUCGACCCAGCACCGAGUACGAGCCGCGUACUUUCCCAGGAUGUUCCGUUAGACCUCUCUUGCCGGCCAGCCAAAAGUUCCGAAGCAUCGAUCCAGCCGCAGGGAACCAAUAACGAACCCUGGGUGUGCCCCUUCUGCAUGGAGAAAUUUACCCGUGUGGCCGACGUCAAGAACCAUAUCGACCACAACAUAAUCGACCGAAGACAUCGGUGCCCUGUGUGCGGCAAGCUGUUCCGGAUCCCUUCCCAUUUUAAAAGGCAUUACGUCACUCACACCGGCGUGAAGCCUUACUCGUGUGAUGUGUGCGGACGCAAAUUUGCCCACUACCCCCACCUCAAGAGGCACAAGAUAAUGCACACGGAUGCAAGGCUGCACAGUUGCGAGCAAUGCGGGGCUAAGUACAAGUAUAGCGGAGGCCUGCGGAGUUGCUGGCCGCGCCCACGCCGGUACUGGAAGACCGUGGCCAUCCGCCCGUUCUCAGACCACCUGGACGGCCGACAGCUGGACUGA
Molecule: messenger RNA, 558 nt
Organism: Rhipicephalus sanguineus (brown dog tick)
Lineage: Eukaryota; Metazoa; Arthropoda; Arachnida; Ixodida; Ixodidae
Product: zinc finger protein 710
Exons: 3
Coding region: 1-558 (185 amino acids)
Biological process (GO): regulation of transcription by RNA polymerase II
Molecular function (GO): DNA-binding transcription factor activity; RNA polymerase II cis-regulatory region sequence-specific DNA binding
Source: RefSeq, a predicted model, not a curated record